AUGAUAGAAACAGACCAGGUGCAGCUGAGCGAGAGCACCGAUGAGAUCCUUCCAAUAGAGGAGCUACAAAACCAUGGCAUAACCAUGCCAGACAUACUCAAACUUAAACAGUACGGCAUAUGCACCAUCAAGGGUCUGUCAAUGGUAACAAAGCGCCAUCUUUCCAAAAUAAAGGGAUUGAGCGAGCUAAAAAUAGACAGGCUGAAGGAGGUGGCGGGCAAGGCGGUUCGAAUGGACUUUACGACUGCAACUGAAUAUGCGGCCAAGCGGGAGCAGGUCGUGCGCAUCGCAACAGGCAGCAGCGAUCUUGACACCCUCUUGAACGGCGGUGUGCAAACGAUGAGUGUGACCGAGAUAUUUGGAGAGUUCCGGACCGGGAAGACGCAGAUAUGCCUUACACUGUGCAUAACCGCACAGUUGCAUGAAAAUAGCAAGGUGGCCUACAUCGACACAGAGGGAACGUUUAGACCCGAAAGGCUCAGAGAAAUUGCAACAAGGUUUGACAUUGAUCAGGAAAGAGCAUUACAAAAUGUGAUAUGUGCGCGUGCAUACAACUCAGACCAUCAGGUUGAUCUUUUGAACACGCUCAGUGCACGUUUUAGCGAAGAUACCACCUACCGAUUGCUUGUAAUCGACUCUGUGAUUGCACUGUUCCGCACCGAUUUCAUAGGCCGAGGCGAGCUCGGCGAAAGACAGCAGAAAUUGAACAUUUUUCUUUCAAGACUGCUGAGAAUGGCCGAGGAGUACAACAUUGCAGUGCUUAUCACCAAUCAAAUGAUGUCCGAUCCAUCAGCUACGCUUACUUUCGUUGCGGAUCCUAAAAAGCCCAUCGGUGGGCAUGUGCUUGCACAUGCAUCGACAACGCGUAUUUAUCUGAGAAAGGGAAAAGGCGAAACAAGGAUAGCUAAGAUUUAUGACUCGCCAGAACUCCCCGAGAAUGAGGCAAUGUAUGCUAUUACGGGCGGUGGAAUAGACAAUGCAUGUGACUGA
Molecule: messenger RNA, 990 nt
Organism: Vavraia culicis subsp. floridensis
Lineage: Eukaryota; Fungi; Microsporidia; Pleistophoridae
Product: meiotic recombinase Dmc1
Exons: 1
Coding region: 1-990 (329 amino acids)
Biological process (GO): mitotic recombination; reciprocal meiotic recombination; DNA strand invasion
Cellular component (GO): condensed nuclear chromosome; nucleus
Molecular function (GO): ATP-dependent DNA damage sensor activity; DNA strand exchange activity; double-stranded DNA binding
Source: RefSeq, a predicted model, not a curated record